Populus trichocarpa (black cottonwood) is the source of this 1490-nucleotide messenger RNA. RefSeq lists its product as uncharacterized. NCBI's taxonomy places the organism in Eukaryota, Viridiplantae, Streptophyta, Magnoliopsida, Malpighiales, Salicaceae. The record is from RefSeq and is a predicted model, not a curated record. The coding region runs from base 280 to 1152 and encodes 290 amino acids. The transcript is spliced from 3 exons.
UAAGAAGUCACAAAUCGUCCACUUUAGAAUCGCACGCGCCACCGCACGAGAAGCCCCGCCAAAUCCCGCAACACCUGAAAAAAACAACUAAAGCAACAGCACGCCACCACUAGUAUCUCCGUCAAAUCUCGUUAAAUUAGACUCGUAAUUAACAUCAUUUUCACACAAUUGACCUUAAUUAGCGCUUAAUUAAAUAAUAAACCUCACCAAAUCCAAAACCACGUGCUUCCUUUUUGUUUCCAUUCACUCCCAAACCCUAAAAAUCACCGAUCGCAACAAAUGGCUUUAAUCAGCGAUGCAUUACGGCAAGCCUUCAUGCCGAAACACGAAUACGAAUGUCUUCGUGAAGAAGACAAAGCAUGGACGAAAUUACAGCGACCGUUAUUGAUUUCUACAGUGGGAAUUAUAUGCCUAGUGAUAUUUGUUUCGACGACAGUGAGUUUUAAAAUUGUGUUUCCUGGCGAUAGUGGGAAGAGACCUUUUUGUAGCGGUAACAGAUUACAGCCAUUGCCGAUAAAACAUGGUGGGAAUUCAGAUUUGUUUCCUGGAGCGUUUUAUUUGACGGAUCAGGAGACUGUUGAUUACUAUUGGAUGGUUGUUUUUGUUCCCUCCGGCAUUGUUUUCUUGGCUUCGCUUGCCUAUCUUGUUGCAGGGAUGAAUGUUGCUUAUUCUGCUCCAGCAAGACAUGGAUGCUUGAAGGUGGUUGAAAAUAAUUACUGUGCUUCAAAAAGGGGUGGGGUGCGUUGUCUAUCCAUUUUGAAUGGUGUCUUUGCCAUUAUCUUUGGUCUCCUUGCGCUGUUUCUUGGUUCAAGCCUCCUGACACUAGGGAGUAGUUGUUCAUUGCCUUUGUUUUGGUGCUAUGAGUUUGCGACAUGGGGGCUAGUCAUUUUGUAUGCGGGAACCGCCAUCUUUUUAAGAAGGAAAGCUGCUCUAAUUCUUGAUGAGAGUGAUUUUGGUAGUCGAAACUUGGGCCUGGAAAUGUUGGAAACCAACACCUUGGUGGUCACUCCAGACGUGGAAAGGCGUGUUAAUGAAGGUUUUAAGGCUUGGAUGGGUUCGUCCCUCUUAUCUUCUGAUGAAGAAGAUGAACCUGACAGUUACUCAGAAUCACCUCACAUCACUCGCACUUCAUCUAACAGACAAAGAGUAUGAUCUUGAAGCCAAGUGGCGUUGGUGAGUUUUUUGCAGGGUUUUCUCAAGUACAGCAUCAAGAAUGUCUGGAUCUUCUCAUGUUGACUGAUUUUCUAUCAGAAGUUUAGUUGCGGAUACUGUGACGAGAUGAAUGGUGAGCGUGACAGUUUUGAAGAUGACGUCCAUGUGACUACUCGUUGCCCUUGGCCUUUUAGGUAGUCAUCGUAGAUUGUAGGCUGUAAAUAAUUCAACGGCGAUUUCUCUUCUUAUGUUGUGCGCCACAGUCAUGGAAAAGCAAGCAUUUACAUUCCCCUAAUUUUAAUGAUUUGAUUAAGGCCAUGUUUGGUGGUAUUGCAGCA